Carassius auratus (goldfish) is the source of this 1714-nucleotide messenger RNA. RefSeq names its product serine/threonine-protein kinase pim-2-like. The transcript is spliced from 7 exons. The coding region runs from base 65 to 1621 and encodes 518 amino acids. Gene Ontology annotation, biological process: regulation of mitotic cell cycle; protein autophosphorylation; negative regulation of apoptotic process. Lineage: Eukaryota; Metazoa; Chordata; Actinopteri; Cypriniformes; Cyprinidae. Gene Ontology annotation, molecular function: protein serine/threonine kinase activity; ATP binding. Gene Ontology annotation, cellular component: cytoplasm. The record is from RefSeq and is a predicted model, not a curated record.
UUGAAGUAGUCGGAUAUCAAAGUCCUGUAAAAGUAGAGCAGUAUUAUCGGUAACCUGUGUAAAAAUGGGCCUAUUAAUCAAAGCACUGAAUCGUUUAAGGACUUUGUUAAAAAGGACACCCCAACCCCAUCCUGAUCAGGAUAAUGAGACCCCUGUUGGGGCUUGUGUGGCUGAUGUGGGUGGUGGUAGUGAGGCAGGGAAAGAAAAGAAUAAGAGAGAAAGGAAGAGGUUUUGGAGGUGGCACUUAAGAAGAAAAAAGUACAGUGUGGCUAAGGCUGAGAAGCUGUACCAGACUUCUGUAUUGGGAACAGGAACAUACCGGAGGCAUAGUCAAAGCCUCAAGGAACUGACCCCCACUGCUGAGUACACUGAAGAUGUCCUUCAACCGGCGGUCCUCGACAUUUCAGUGUGUUCAUCAGCAGGUAAAGGCACUGACUCUCCAGUGCAUCUGUCAGAUGAUGACAGCUUUGUCUCUGCAGUGACCUCCAUAGCACACAGUGCCAUUGCCUGUGCAGUUGCAGAUGAGGACAUUGCCUCUGCAGAGAGUCUCAUAGUACAUCAGGACGUUAACUCUGCUGUGAGACCCAAAGCAGAGAGGGACGUUGCCUCUGUACAGCAUUCCAAAAUAGAUGGGGGCAUUGCCCUUGCAGUGCUUCCCAAAGAAGAUGGGGGCAUUGCCUCUGCAAGACAUCCUCAAGUAGACAUGGGCAUUGCUAGUGCUGUGUGUACUCCAGUAGACUCCGUUGCAACAGGAGAGCUGGACAAAGAUCAUAUUUGUUGGCGGUACAAAUUUGGUGGCAGGCUGGGUGAAGGAGGAUUCGGGUCAGUGCGAAAAGGGACUCGUGUUAAGGAUGGUCUUAAGGUGGCUGUGAAAUAUGUCAAAAAGACGAAACACACUAAAUAUAUCACCACUGCUUUUCACCCCAAACCUCUUCCUGUAGAGAUUGCGUUGGCAGUCAUCAUCGAUAGGAAACCCAGCUGUCCACAUAUAAUUGAAAUGCUGGACUGGCAGGACGACCCAGACUACUACUUAAUAGUCAUGGAGCGCCCCGUGCCAAGCAUGGAUAUGGCAAAACUUUUGAAAUGCAGCGGAGGUCGCCUCAAAGAGCAGAUAGCACAGUACAUCAUGUGGCAAGUCAUUUAUGCCGCUAACUUUUGCUGCAAUCGAGGCGUUUUCCAUCGUGACAUCAAGCUGGAAAAUGUGCUUGUGAACCCGACAACUUUGGAGAUCAAAUUGAUUGACUUUGGGUGUGGGAACCUCGUGAAGGAUUCAGGCUACAGCACCUGCUAUGGUACAAAACCAUACAUCCCUCCAGAAUAUCAUGACAGAGGCAGAUAUCACGCAAAGCCCGCAACAGUGUAUUCAUUAGGGGUGCUCCUGUUUACAAUGCUGCAUGGGCGUUUUCCAAAAGAUAGAGACUUGUACUGCUUGGGCAGCAACCAGUCUGUAUUUGCAGUGUCACAAGAGUGCAUCCAAUUUUUAUGGGCUUGUCUGCAGUGUUAUCCAGAGCACAGGAUUGCCCUGGAGCAGAUGAUUUACCAUGACUGGUUUGUGUUGGGUUUUCCCAAUGCCCUGCCAAUUUACCGGAAAGCAUCUAAACAGCAUUCACGUUAUCGAUGAGGAGUACAGUAUGUUCAUACUGUCAGUGUUGUUUCUGGCAAGAUGACAUGAGUGGCCUUUCCAUGCCUCGGCUGAGGCCUUAUUACUAGAAAA